Molecule: messenger RNA, 293 nt
Organism: Dentiscutata erythropus
Lineage: Eukaryota; Fungi; Glomeromycota; Glomeromycetes; Diversisporales; Gigasporaceae
Source: the annotation of a GenBank genome assembly
GAAUGAACAAGAUCCACCUUCAGAAAGGACUUAUCGAAGAUGUACUUUUGUAUGCGACCAUCAAGGUACUUAUGAACCCAAAAAGACUGUAAUUCUAGAAAAUCAAAGAAAUAGCAAAUCAAAAAGAUCAGGCUGUCGUUGGCAUGUUAAUGUGUCUUUUUCAAAAAAAACUGCAGUUAUUAGUAUAACAUCACUAGAACUUAGUCAUAAUUAUACAAUUAGCCCAAGGGCAAAUUUAUAUGCUCCAAAAUAUAGAACAUUCCCUAAUGAUAUUGUACAAGAAGUUCACUUCA